Molecule: messenger RNA, 1533 nt
Organism: Microplitis mediator
Lineage: Eukaryota; Metazoa; Arthropoda; Insecta; Hymenoptera; Braconidae
Gene: Tdh
Product: L-threonine 3-dehydrogenase, mitochondrial
Exons: 5
Coding region: 236-1321 (361 amino acids)
Biological process (GO): L-threonine catabolic process
Molecular function (GO): L-threonine 3-dehydrogenase activity
Source: RefSeq, a predicted model, not a curated record
AUAGCAGUAGUUUCUGGACCGUAAAUCGAUCAACAAUCAAUACUCCGGGCUAUUUUAUCUCAACAUUUCACGUAUGGUAUCUCAACUACCGUUAAUCGCAACUUAAAGAACCAUAAAAAAAUUAAUAAAUCCAUUAAUCAAUCAAUCGUACAAUAAAAUAUUUAAAUUAAUUCAAUAAUAGUUAAAGUAAACAUUAAAAUAAUUUAUUUUUAUUUUGUCUUUUUACAAAAUAAAAAUGUUAAGUAGACAAUUUCUUAGAUUAAAAUCAAAAAUUUACAAUACUUGUCAUCUACGUACAAUUCAAACAAGUGGAGUUUUAGCAAAUAGAAAAAGUUCAGACAAACCUCCACGAAUUUUAAUAACAGGUGGAUUAGGACAAUUGGGAACCGAAUGUGCAAAAUUGUUACGAAAAAAUUACGGCAAUGAAAAUGUUAUUCUAUCGGACAUAAUAAAACCAUCGAAUGAGUCUCUGUCAAAUGGACCAUUUAUUUUUGCAGAUAUUUUAGAUUUCAAGGGUCUGCAAAAAAUUGUUGUUAAUCAACAAAUCGAUUGGUUGAUACAUUUCAGCGCAUUACUAAGUGCUGUUGGUGAACAAAAUGUUCCAUUAGCUGUGCGUGUCAACAUUGAAGGGAUGCACAAUGUUAUGGAAUUGGCUAAGCAAUACAAUUUAAAAAUAUUUGUACCUUCAACGAUUGGAGCUUUUGGUCCUGAUUCACCGCGUAAUCCAACACCAAAUACAACUGUACAACGACCAAGAACAAUUUAUGGUGUCAGUAAAGUACAUGCUGAAUUACUUGGUGAAUAUUAUCAUCAUAGAUUCGGAUUAGAUUUUCGUUGCUUAAGAUUUCCAGGUGUUAUUAGCAGUGACCCCCCUGGUGGUGGUACUACAGAUUAUGCAGUUGCAGUUUUUCAUGAAGGAUUGAUGACAAAAAGAUAUGAAUGUUAUUUAGAACCCUAUACAAAAUUACCUAUGAUGUAUAUUGAAGAUUGUUUGAAUGCUUUGUUCCAAUUUCUCAACGCUCCUGAUGAAAUGCUAAAAAAACGCACAUACAAUGUCACUGCUAUGAGUUUUACACCAGAGGAAUUAUUUAACGAACUACGUAAACAUAUCCCUGAUCUUGAAAUUUCAUACAAACCGGAUUCACGACAGUUAAUAGCUGAAUCAUGGCCACAAGUAUUUGAUGAUACCGAAGCUCGUAAUGAUUGGGGAUGGUCUCAUAAAUAUGACAUGCACAGGCUUGUUGAAACAAUGAUACAAGAUGUUAGCGAAAACUUCUUACCCAAAUAUCAACGACUUAAAGAAGUCAACAGUUAUGCAUAAAUAAAUCAACAAUUGAUAACUACUUGAUUAUCAAUAAUUAUUGAUUAUUAAUUAAAAACAUAAUAGAAAAUUUAUAAACACAAUUCAAAUUUUUAUAAAUAGUUUGAUAAUUUAUUGAAUAAUUAUUUUUAAAUAUUAACUAAUUAUUUUAUAAAUUAUUUUAAAUAAUAUUUAAAGAAUGGAAGUAUGUCGCUACCAAGUGAUGAUAAUAA